Messenger RNA from Strongylocentrotus purpuratus (purple sea urchin), 994 nucleotides. RefSeq lists its product as uncharacterized. NCBI's taxonomy places the organism in Eukaryota, Metazoa, Echinodermata, Echinoidea, Camarodonta, Strongylocentrotidae. The transcript is spliced from 2 exons. The record is from RefSeq and is a predicted model, not a curated record. Bases 542 to 994 code for a protein of 150 amino acids.
GAAAUUUUAUCGAACGAAGGGCGAUAUAAAUGGUUUACAUUCAUCAGUGACAUCACGAGUUCGCGGCGGCUUCUCUUCUGUGAUGACCCUUAGCGGCAUCUUGAUAGAAAACAAUAACAUGCCGACACCCUUUGAGUCAGCCGCGCGGCUUCUUUCAUGUACGCGUAUCUAUAAAAGGAAUGUGCGCAAUGUAUGUUUCGAAUUUAUAUAUGGAAUUAUUUUAGCCGGGAUAUAUUGGUUCUCACGGUGUUGGCGUGAGAAUCCUCAUUCACCUUGCAGAUUUUUUAGAGGAUGGUCAUAGACAUUAUUCGGUGGCAAAUUAAUUUAUUGGACUUUAUUGAGGAAACAUUGUAGUCGGCAACUAUUAUACUUCGAUUCCACAUCGGAUUUACAGAAGGGAACAUUUUAAUACAACUUGGUUCUUCAGAGUAAUUAUAUACGGCGACGGGAUUUUGAAUUGUGUACAUUUGGAGUUCAUAACUGGUUAACUUUAUAUUAGCUACAUAACUUUGUUAAUUGUAUCAUCGCGUCGGGAAUUAUAAUGCCGAAGGCUAAGCAGCAAUCCAGGUGGACAACUGUUGACCGAACUGGGUCCUCACGUCCACGGAGAACUGCAACUGCAACAGCUCCGCCUUCCCAGCCCGUAUCAGAGCCUCUCGUCCAGGCACCGCAGCCGAACCCCGGAGUGGAGCAGCGGGGACCUGGUCCAUCCGCAAGUUGCCAGUCUCGUACAAUCCUGCUCAUAGGCGAUUCCAUGAUCCACUGGUUAGCCGCCUUCGCGCAUCGUAAGGGAAAACAAGGUUUGGGGUCGGCAGCCAACGUCGUUUGGAGAGGAAGGAGGGGCCUUAAGCUAGGUCAACUAAGUGGACAUGUCCAAUGGGUGUUGCCCGGUUCCUCUCCGUCGCACAUCGUUCUGCACGUGGGGACGAACGACGUCGGGCAAGCUAAAAAAGACGAAUUGUUCUUGCUUUUGGAUACAACACUCGGACAAUAG